This is a messenger RNA of Tachyglossus aculeatus (Australian echidna), 19651 nucleotides long. It is a transcript of the gene PCLO, whose product is annotated as piccolo presynaptic cytomatrix protein. Lineage: Eukaryota; Metazoa; Chordata; Mammalia; Monotremata; Tachyglossidae. Gene Ontology annotation, molecular function: metal ion binding; protein binding; structural constituent of presynaptic active zone. Gene Ontology annotation, cellular component: GABA-ergic synapse; axon; cytoskeleton of presynaptic active zone. The record is from RefSeq and is a predicted model, not a curated record. Gene Ontology annotation, biological process: presynaptic active zone assembly; protein localization to synapse. Bases 22 to 15102 code for a protein of 5026 amino acids. The transcript is spliced from 28 exons.
GGGCCCGGGGGGCACCGAGCUAUGGGGAACGAGGCGAGCCUGGAGGGCGAAGGGCCGGGCGAGCUGCCCACCCUCCCGGCCGGGCUGGAGGCGGACCUCGGGCAGCUGAGCGAGGACGAGAGGAGGCAGAUCGCCGCCGUCAUGUCCAGGGCACAGGGGCUGCCCGGCGCCGGGCUGCCCGGCGCCGCCCCGACGGAGCCCCCUCCUCUGCCAAGGAGACCAGAGUUGGAUCCCAGCCACCAUCCUAAACAACCGGGGAAACCUCCAGAUCCUGGCUCCCCGAGACAGCCCAGCCUCAGCAAAAGCAGAACCACAGACACUUUUAAAACAGAACAGAAAUCACCCGGCAGGAGCCCCUCAACCAUCAGCCUGAGGGAAUCUAAAUCGAGAACUGAUUUGAAGGAAGAUCAGAAGACAAGCAUGAUGCCCAGUUUUCUCACUGAGGGUAACCCCUUAAGUGCUGUCUCCUCAGUUGUAAAUAAGUUUAAUCCUUUUGAUUUAAUAUCAGACUCUGAAGCAUCACAGGAAGAUGUCACAAGAAGGCAAAAGGUAGCUCAGAAAGAGCAGGGAAAACCAGAAGGAACUUCAAAGCCCACGUCCCAGCAACCUCAGCAACAAUCUCCCAAACCAUCACCUAAAAUGCAGGGCCCUAGUAAAACCGGACCUCAGCUGGUUGACUCGACUAAAUCAGCAGCUCAGCCAGCAGGAAAGAGUCGGCCUCACACUCCGGUGCCAGGGAAGGAAGCUCAAGUACAUGGGCAGGGAGCAGCUCCUCAGAUGGAACAGGCCAAACAACCCCUUCCGCAGCGGGGACCACCAAGAUCUCAGCCCCAGCAUCCAGACCUCACAAAACCAGGUCCUGCUAAACCCUCUUCACAGCCACCAGGCCCAACCAAACUGUCGCUUCAUCCAUCUCCAGGCCCUGUGAAGCUCCCACCCCAGCCAUCUCCAGGUCCUGCAAAACCUCCCCCUCAUCCGUCACCGGGCCCCACCAAGCCCCCAAUUCAGCCGUCACUGGGUCCCACGAAGUCCCUCCAUCAGCCAUCAUCGGCCCCCACCAAGCCCCCACCUCAGCCAUCGACGGGCCCUGCGAAGCCGACCCCUCAACUGUCACUAGGCCCUGCAAAACCCUCCCUUCAGCCCUCACCAGGCCCCAUGAAGCCCUCCCCUCAGCCAUCAGUGGGCCCUGUGAAGCCCACCCCUCAGCAGAUAGAGGACCCCACCAAGCCCACCCCUCAGCCAUCGCUGGGCCCAGCGAAACCCCCGACUCAGCGGCCUGGAGAUCCCACAAAGCCCCCCCCUCAACCAUCGCCGGUCCCAGCAAAGCCCCCUUCUCAGCUGUCGGUGGGCCUCCCAAAGCCCCGUCCUGAACUGCUUACAAAACCCUCAAGCCAACAAGUGGGAUCUGGAAAACCUCUGCCACCAACGACUACGUCAUCCCCGGCUCUGGGACCAGUUGCAGAACUGGGUCCCUCAAAGACCUUCUGUCCCCUUUGCACUACUACCGAGCUGCUGCUGCACACUCCUGAAAAGGCCAACUACAAUACUUGCACUCAGUGUCAAACCACAGUCUGCAGCCUCUGUGGAUUUAACCCCAGUCCACAUAUUACAGAGAUCAAAGAAUGGCUCUGUUUAAACUGCCAGAUGCAAAGAGCAUUAGGAGGGAGUUUAGCUGCUGCCCCACCACCACCUCAGCCGAAACCGAAGACUGCCCCCACAGCUCCCCUGACUUCAGCAACCAAGCCAGCUCCCCAGCUGCCUUCCCAGAAGAAAGACGGGGCCCCCAUACCUGAUCAUCCAAAGCCUCCCGACACUAAGAAGCCCUCACUCCUCACGAAACAGCCUUCCAUCUCUGGCUCUCCCCCAACGAAAGCCAAACCGCGCCCCCCAGACUCUGUGAUGCCACCCACCCCGCCCACUGGAACCUCUUCCAAAGCGGAGCAAGUCAGGGCCCCAAUGGCUGAUGUCAAACUAAAGCCGUCCAAGCCACAAAAGUCCCCUGCCGACAUGGUGGCUCCCUCCACGGCUGUGAUAAAGUCAGUCUUGCCCGGCUCCAAAGUUCAACCACAGGCUCAGGAGAAAACAGCCCAGAGAGCAAAACCUGAUCCUGGCAAAGCACCACAAAGCAUUCCUCCCCUUUCAGACAAGGAGACGCCGAAAGAUUCCAAAUCCCGGCCUCCAGUGACAUUGGAUUCCAAACCUGUCUCCCAACCCGGGCCUGGCUCUGGGACCAAAGGUCAAAAACCAGUUGAUCCAGUCCUAAAGAAGGAAGACCUGAAGAAAGCACAAACAAAAAUGAGUCCGAAGCCAGAUGCCAAGCAGGUGCCAAAAGGACCCCCAGUGCCCACAGCUCCUAAGCCUUGUCCUGCACUCCCCGGGCCUGGACCCCAGCAGCCUCCCAAGGCACAAGAGCAGAUGAGGCGUUUCAGCCUCAACCUUGGAAGCAUUACCGAUACCCCGAAAUCGCAGCCCACGACUCCUCAAGAGACAGUCACCGGGAAACUCUUUGGUUUUGGAGCAUCGAUUUUUAGCCAGGCUUCUAGUUUAAUCUCCACUGCAGGCCAGACGGGACCUCAAGGGCUAAGUGGACCAGGGGCCCCAGAAGCAAAACAGCCUUUCCCCUCCUCACAGACUCCUGCAUCCCGUGGGCCACCAAAAGCCACCCCUGUGAAGAAGGAAACAAAAGCCCUUCUAGGGGCCGAUAGAGUCACUCUGCCCAAGGUUGAACAAGUUUCCAAAGUGAAAGGAAUGGAGCCUGAGAGGAGGUCACCUCCCACCCAGGACAGUAGGCCUCAAACUGCUGAGUCCAGACAGAGCUUCGAGCCUCCCACAGCAGAAAAACCCACCCAGCCUCAACCCACCUGCCCUGUGUGUAAAACUGGACUAAACGUAGGUUCAAAAGAUUCCCCGAACUUCAGCACCUGUACAGAAUGCAAGAAGGUUGUGUGUAAUCUCUGUGGAUUUAACCCAACGCCUCACAUCACUGAGGUUGAAGAAUGGCUCUGCUUAAACUGCCAGACCCAAAGAGCAAUAUCAGGGCAACUUGGCAAGGAGGACAAAAUACCACCAUCAGUACCAUCCAUCCUUGCCCAGUCGGUACCCAAGUCAUCUGCUGGUCCUCCAAGUGAACCUCUUCUGACAGAGCAGCCUUUCCUGAAAAUGCCAGUCCUGCCACCACAUGCAGUAGAAACAAAGAAAGAACAAGAAGCUCAAAAUGAAGUUGUCAAAGUAGCACAAGAAGUCACCAAAAUACCUUCCCUUGAGGAAAUAGGCUCCAAAGAAAGCACAGAUCAGAAACUAGAAAAAAGUAAACUGGAAAGAGAUAAGACAGCAGAUUCUGAAGACAAAAAGCCACCUUCACAGGAGGAGCAAAAGCAAGAUGUAAGUCAGUUUAAGGAACAAAUUGUUGAAGAGAAGCCACAAGACACAGGACCUCCUGAAAAGGAGGAAGUUGAUAGACAACCACAGGUUAAAACUGAGGAUUUACCCUCCGGAAUUCCAGAGUCUACAUCUAAAGAUGAAAAAACUCAACAUGAAGAAACCCAGGCUCAAGGAACACCAUUAAAGAGAUCUGAUCAGGUUGAAUUAGUCAAAGAGAAAACAGAAAAAGAAGAUGACAAAUCAGACGCUUCAAGUUCUCAGCAACAGAAAAGCCCUCAGGGGCUGAGUGAUACAGGAUAUUCUUCCGAUGGGAUAUCAAGUUCACUUGGUGAAAUUCCAAGUCUUAUCCCAAGUGAUGAAAAGGAUUUCCUGAAGGGACUGAAAAAAGACUCUUUUUCCCAAGAGAGUAGUCCCUCUAGCCCCUCUGAUCUGGCAAAGUUAGAAAGCACCGUGCUGUCCAUCUUGGAAGCACAAGCAAGUACAUUUGUUAGUGAAAAACCUGAAAAGAAAGCAGACCUUUGUGUUGUGUUUGGUGAGCCGUCCAAAGAACUACAGAAGAUGAAGUUAUCACUAGGACCACUGGAAUCCUUCAGUUCAGAUGAAGAAGAGCCUCAGGAGGUUCAAGAACCUGGAGGAGCUCAUGUCACAGAGGGCAAGCCAAGCACCCCUCUGAAGAGCCCCAAAGAAAAAACUGACUCACAGGAAGGGGCAUCGGAAAGAAAGCAACGAUAUGAUUCUGUGGAAGACAGCAGUGAAAGUGAAAAUUCACCUGUCCCACAGAGGAAGAGAAGAGCUAGUGUUGGUUCAUCAAGCAGCGAUGAGUACAAACAAGAAGACAGUCAAGGAUCAGGGGAUGAUGAAGAUUUUAUUCGAAAACAGAUCAUAGAGAUGAGUGCUGAUGAAGAUGCUUCAGGCUCAGAAGAUGAGGAGUUCAUUAGGAAGCAGUUCAAAGAAAUUGGAGGCAGCCAGAAGAAGGAAGAAGCUAAAGCUAAGAUAAAAGGCACUGCUGGGAAGCACAGGAGAAUGAUCAGGAAAAGUAGUGCGAGCUUUGAUGAUGAUGCGGGAAGACGUCAUUCCUGGCAUGAUGAAGAUGAUGAAACCUUCGAUGAAAGCCCUGAACCUAAAUAUAGAGAGACCAAGAGUCAGGAGAGUGAAGAGCUCAGUAUUUCUGGAGGAGGAGGUCUUCGGCGGUUCAAAACGAUCGAGCUCAACAGCACAAUGGCCGUUAAGUAUUCUGAGGAAUCGGUGCAGAAGAAAGCCACUUUGUAUUUUGACGAAGAACCAGAGCUAGAGAUGGAGAGUCUGACAGAUUCACCCGAAGAUAGGUCGAGGGGAGAAGGCUCUUCCAGCCUGCAUGCCUCCAGUUUCACUCCUGGCACCUCUCCCACCUCCGUGUCAUCCCUCGAUGAGGACAGCGACAGCAGCCCCAGUCAUAAAAAGGGAGAAAGCAAGCAGCAGCGAAAGGCGAGGCACAGGACACAUGGUCCCCUCCUUCCCACUAUCGAAGAUUCUUCUGAAGAAGAAGAGAUGAGAGAGGAAGAAGAACUGUUAAAGGAGCAGGAGAAACAGCGGGAGCUAGAGCAGCAACAAAGAAAGAGUUCAAGUAAGAAAUCAAAGAAAGACAAAGAUGAACUCCGAGCUCAGAGAAGAAGAGAGAGGCCCAAAACCCCGCCAAGUAAUCUUUCCCCAAUUGAGGAUGCUUCUCCCACCGAAGAACUGCGCCAGGCAGCUGAAAUGGAAGAGUUGCACCGAUCCUCUUGUUCCGAAUAUUCGCCCAGCAUAGAAUCAGACCCGGAAGGAUUUGAAAUUAGCCCAGAGAAAAUAAUAGAAGUACAGAAAGUUUAUAAAUUGCCUACAGCUGUGUCUUUAUAUUCUCCCACAGAUGAGCAGUCUUUUACAGUUCUGAAUGAGGAAGGCAGUCAAAAGGCAUUAAAAAGUGCCGAAGAGAUGUAUGAAGAAAUAAUGCAUAAAUCCCAGAAAUCUAAAGCCAUUGAGAAGGAAGAAGUUUUUGAAAAAGAACCCCUAUAUGGUGGCAUGUUAAUAGAAGAUUAUAUAUAUGAAUCCUUAGUAGAGGACACUUAUGAUGAAUCUGGAGAAAAUGGUCUGGUAGCAAGGCCAGAAGAGGAAAAUGAAUUUAUUCAGCAAAGGAACAGGGAGAGGAAACUUAGGCUUCCAGAGCAGAUCUAUGAAGAAUCUAUGCAGAAAAUUUCAGACCUACAAAAGGAAUUUUAUGAUCUAGAGACUUUGCAUUCCAUCGUGCCUCAAGAAGACAUUGUGUCUAGCUCUUACAUCAUACCUGAGAGCCACGAAAUCAUCGUUCUAGGCAGUGUGGUACCUUCGACUAGUGAAGAGAAACGGUUGUUAGAUGCAGAUGCUGCCUAUGAGGAACUUAUGAAAAGGCAGCAGAUGCAAUUAAGCCCAGACUCUAGUCCAGUUCACCCAACUUCAGAGAUGGAGGCAAUCAAAUCUGCCCUGGAUUUAGACAAGAUGCCUGAUACAUCUUUGACAUCGAGUAUCCUUUCGGCAGCUUCACUCACAGAUUCCACCAGCAGCACCACACUCUCUAUCCCGGAUGUCAAAAUAACUCAGCACUUUUCAGCAGAAGAAAUAGAGGAUGAAUACGUAACCGAUUACACCAGAGAAAUUCAAGAGAUCAUUUCCCACGAAUCCUCAAUUUUGACUUACUCGGAGCAAUCUGAAAGUGCUGCUUCUGUGCCACCAUCUGACUCACCGUCUCUUACAUCAUCCAUUUCUUCCGUGUCUACUAUGGAUAGCUCCUCCCCGGUUGCUGCUCAGGAUACCAUCAUUUCAGUGUAUGCAGAGAGUGUGGAUCAAGUUGCCCCAUUUGGGGAUUCCGAAGAGACCCCCUCUUUGUCUCAUUUUCCAGUUCUUGGGAUCAAGGACUCUGAAAAAGAAGUGUCAGUGGAUGAGUCCGCUCUGCUUCUUGUCAGAACAAGUGGUGAUUUUACCAUGAUUCCUUUGCCUCAAGGGGCCACUAGUGUCACCACGCCCAUGCCAAUGAAGCCAUUUAUUUUGGAUUCCAUUUCUUUAGAUCCAUCGGUAUCUGAAAAAGGUCCGGCAAGGAAACCUAAGGAUGGAAAUGGAAUUUCUCUGGCAGCAUACAAAGGAAAAAGCAGGGAGAAUGGAUCCCAUAUGCCGAGAAUCAGCUUAGCUGAUUCCUUGUCUGACCAAACAAUUCCUUGUGUAGCACCAGCUAUAGUUAGGGAGCCACUACCGAGUAUCCCCUCUGCAGCUGUACCUCGGUUACCAUCUGUGACUCCUUUAAUUCCUCCUAUUUCAUCUAAAGUGGCUCCACUUUUGAGAAGUUCUUCUUUAGAUUCACCCAUCCCACCUUCUCUCCCUCCACCACCUCCACCUCCACCCCUUCCACCAACUCUACCAAAGCCAGCAGUCUAUCCGAAAAAGAAGCCACCAGCAAUUACGACCUCAGUGACAAUAACCACCACAGCAGUCUCUUCGGUUGCUAGUAUUGUAACUAUCGAUGCCCUUCCUGUCCUGAAGAACAAUGUCACCCAUGUGACGAAAACAUGCACUCCUUCCCCACCACCUGUUCCUCCAAAACCGUCUUCGAUUCCUUCAGGACUGGUGUUUACUCAUAGACCUAUUGAGGGAGCUAAACCACCAAUUGCCCCCAAACCAACAAUUCCUCAACUUCCAGUCACUGUCCAGAGACCAGCAGAAAUACAUCCUAAGCCGACAGGCUUGUCUUUCACUUCAAGCAUGACACUCAAUUUAGUUUCUUCACCUGAUUACAAGUUGCCCUCCCCCACCUCCCCGUUGUCUCCACACUCUAACAAGUCUUCCCCCAGGCUGUCCAAGUCAUUGCAAGAGACCUAUGUGGUUAUCACACUGCCAUCUGAACCCGGGACCCCAACUGAUGUUGUCCCUGGUCAGGCCAUUAUCAGUUGGCCUGUUGUGUCACCUGCCAAGGAGCUUGCUUCAACAGAACCCGUGUUUUCCAUUGUUCCCUCAGUGACACCAGUAGACAGCCUCCACUUGAUGGAUCACCAGGUCUACCCCUCACGAGAUUUGGAGGGUCUUUCUGCUCUCCCAGCCACAGCACCAUCUGUCUUUCAAGCAGCCCCAAGUUCUGAAAUACCCUUCGUAAUGGCAGACAUUACGAAAACAGUGGUUUUGGGUACUGAUGAUACAGCAUCUACCACUGUUUUAGAUAGUGUUUCUAUAACCAUUCCUACAGAGCCCCUGCCUGUAGAGAAACAUAGAUUUGAUGAUGUCAUCGAUCUCCGCACUCUAUCAAAGAUGGACAGGGAAAGAAGCGGCAGCUGCGUGGAUCUCUCUGCUUCUCCACUGGAUGUGAGAAAGCAGACUACCUCCGGCAAUGCAUAUGUCAGACAAGUGAGCACUUUCCAACCCGCGAUAAUAAAUCUCAGUUCAAUGUCACCAGUGGCCCCACCGCUACCUUCGGUUCCUGAAGCCAUUAAGGUAAAGCCUUGCACAACGAGCGCACAGUACAGUACAAGUACCGAAAGCCUCGUGGGUAUCCUGCAGUCGACGUCAACACCACUCCAGCUAACAUCUAAACGUGCUGAGUCUACCUACAGGUUAACUAGCAGUCAGAUAUUCUUUACACCAAAAGAGGAAGUGCCAAUCAAUUUAUCCCUGGCUCCUUCAGCUCACGCAGUUACCCAGGCUGCCGUAGAACCCAUCUCUGCCACUCCUGUGGGUGUCACAAAUGGCUGGGCAGACGUCUCCCCUCUGGAUGGUGGAGCCGUGGAUCUCAGCACCACAAAAACACACCGCAUGAUGGUUACCAUAGACGAGUCUACUCGGGGAGUCGUGACCACGGUAAUAGAGGAUGAUGACAAGCCUGUCGAUUUGACUGCAGGGAGAAGAGCUGUCUGCUGUGAUGUGGUGUAUAAAUUACCGUUUGGAAGAAGCUGCACAGCUCAGCAGCCUGUGACGACGCUGCCGGAAGAUCGCUUUGGUUACCGAGAUGACCAUUAUCAGUAUGAUCGAUCUGGAGCUUAUGGUUCUCGAGGAAUUGGGGGCAUGAAGCCCUCCAUGUCUGACACUAAUUUGGCUGAGGCUGGACUUUUUAUGUAUAAAAGUAAAAAUGCUUUUGACUAUGCUGCAGGAACUGAUGCAGCAGUUGAUCUAACUUCUGGGAGAAUAACCACAGGUGAGGUAAUGGAUUACUCAAACAAGACCACAGGUCCUUAUCCAGAGACACGACAAGUCAUUUCAGGCAUCGGGAUUGGUGCACCCCAGUAUUCCACAGCAAGGAUGACUCCGCCUCUGGGAACCCAGUAUGGCAUGGGGAGUGUGUUAAGAUCAUCCAACGGCGUAGUGUAUUCUUCAGUAGCAACUCCCAUCCCCUCCACAUUCGCCAUCACCACGCAGCCCGGUUCGAUUUUCAGUACAACAGUAAGAGAUUUGUCUAGCAUGCAGGGGAGUGAUGCAGUGACCUCAUUAUCUGCCUUGCACCAGAGCCAGCCAUUACCUAGAGCCUACGGUUUCUUGACAACUGGGGCAUCGGAUAAGGAGGGUACGGUGGGCCCUGUGGCUAUCGACACAAAUUUGCACAUGCCAGCUCUGGAAAGCCUGACUCCUGAGCCAGGUGAGGUGAUUCCCACUAUGACCUCAGCUUCUGAAGUGUUUCCCAAAGUUCCAGCGGGUGAGAGCGCCCUCAUCAUUGUCCCAGAAGAGGACAAACAGCAGCAACUUGACCUGGAACGAGAGCUCUUGGAGCUUGAGAAAAUCAAGCAGCAGCGGUUCGCGGAGGAGUUGGAGUGGGAGCGACAGGAAAUCCAGAGGUUCAGAGAACAGGAGAAGUUCAUGGUGCAAAAGAAGCUGGAAGAAUUGCAGUCUAUGAAACAGCACCUCCUGUACCAGCAAGAGGAGGAGAGACAGGCUCAGUUCAUGAUGAGGCAGGAAACCUUAGCCCAGCAGCAACUGCAGCUCGAGCAAAUUCAACAACUUCAGCAGCAACUGCACCAGCAGCUGGAGGAGCAGAAGAUCCGCCAGAUAUACCAGUAUAACUUUGAUCAUUCAGGAACAGCCUCACCGCAAACUGCCGUGGAACAAGCAAUGCUGGAAGGUCAAUAUCCUGCCGCCGAAGCCGGUCAGUUUUGGACUUCAGAAGGCACCACAACAACGGUCCCUGCCGUGGUAGCCAUCGAGGUGCCGCAGAGUCAGGCCUGGUACACGGUUCAAUCAGAUGGGCUAGCCCAGUACAUCGCUCAGCCUAGCAUCCUGAGUUCUGUUUCUGACACCCCUAUGAAUGACGUUGUGGGGAAAGACGAUAAACAAGAGAAAAAGUGGAGCGGCGGCCCCAAGUUGCGCAGUCAGUAUGAAGAACAAGAGGGAAACGCUGGGGAAGAUCCCAGGUGCUUCAAAAAGAUAGUGGAUAGCGGAGUCCAAACUGAUGAUGAAGAUGGAGCAGAGCGAAGUUACACCAACAGGCGACGGAGAACUAAAAAGAGUGUCGAUACAAGUGUGCAGACAGAUGACGAGGACCAAGAUGACUGGGAUAUGCCCAACAGAUCGCGGAGAAAGUCUCGCGGAGGGAAAUACAGUGAUGGCGCCCCUGACGUGGACAAGACUAAGUCACUUUCCAAGGUCUCUAGUAUUGCCGUUCAAACUGUGGCAGAGAUCUCAGUACAGACCGAACCGGUAGGCACCAUAAGAACACCUUCAAUUCGGGCUCGAGUGGAUGCUAAAGUUGAAAUUGUCAAACACAUUUCAGCUCCAGAAAAGACAUACAAAGGUGGAAGCUUGGGGUGUCAAACAGAAGCAGACUCAGAAUCCCUAAGUCCCCAGUAUUUUCGUGUCACAUCUCCACCAAAAGACAAGAAGCGUCCAACACCACUAGAAAUAGGUUACUCCUCCCACCUGCGGGCAGAAUCCACCACACUACAGGUAGUUCCUUCCCCUCCCAAAUCUCCAAAAGUCCUGUAUUCACCUAUUUCACCACUUUCUCCAGGCAAAGCCUUAGAUUCAGCUUUUGUGCCCUAUGAAAAAGCCAUCACCGAUGACACUAGUCCACAAAAGAUAUUGCACCCAGAUAUGGCCAAGGUUUCUCCAGUAAGCCCCAAGUCUGCUAAGAUGAUGCAACGCUCUUUGUCUGAUCCCAAACCUCUAAGUCCAACAGCAGAAGACAGCUCCAGAGGUCAUUUUCAAUACACUGAGGGCUACUUGACCAAAGGUUCUCAGACUAUGACACCAUCAGGCACUCAGAAGAAGGUUAAGAGGACUCUGCCUAAUCCGCCUCCAGAAGAAACUUCACCUGGGACACAGUCAGCAUACAGCACUAUGGGAUCCGCUUCCCGGAGAAGAAUCUGUCGGACCACCACCAUGGCUCGGGCCAAAAUCCUCCAGGAUAUCGACCGAGAAUUAGAUCUGGUGGAGAGAGAGUCUGCGAAGCUGCGCAAGAAACAGGCUGAACUUGAUGAGGAAGAGAAGGAGAUUGACGCCAAGCUGAGGUACCUGGAAAUGGGAAUCAACAGGAGGAAAGAAGCUUUGCUAAAGGAAAGGGAAAAGCGUGAGCGAGCCUACCUCCAGGGAGUAGCCGAGGAGCGGGACUACAUGUCAGACAGUGAAGUGAGUAAUACCAGGCCAACGAGAAUAGAAAGUCAACAUGGCUUGGAAAGGCCAAGAACUGCACCACAAGCUGAAUUUAACCAGUUUAUUCCACCGCAAACCCAGCCAGAACCUCAGCUGGUCCCUCCUACCAGUCCAUACACCCAAUACCAGUUCUCCUCCCCUGCCCUCCCUACCCAAGCUCCAACUCAAUACCCACAACCCCCUCAUUACCAACAGCAGCCGUUGUACCACCAGCCAGUUUCACCCUAUCAGACCCAAUCGACCUUCCAAACUGUGGCCACCAUGUCUUUCACGCCACAGACUCAGCCCCCUCCGGCCCCUCAACCAUCCUACCAACUGCCCUCCCAGAUGAUGGUGAUACAGCAAAAGCCCAGGCAAACCACACUGUACUUGGAACCCAAGAUAACAUCCAACUACGAGGUGAUUCACAAUCAGCCCCUCAUGAUAGCUCCAGUGUCAACGGAUAAUACUUAUGCCGUCUCCCACCUGGGCAGUAAGUACAAUAGCUUGGACUUGAGAAUUGGCCUGGAGGAGCGAGGUAGCAUGGCGAGCAGCCCGAUCUCGAGCAUAUCUGCCGACUCUUUUUAUGCCGACAUAGAACACCAUACGCCACGGAAUUAUGUCCUGAUAGAUGAUAUCGGGGAACUCACAAAGGGAACUGCAGCUCUGAGUACUGCAUUCAGCCUCCAUGACAAGGAUCUGACCAAAACGGAUCGCCUCCUUAGAAGCACGGAGGCACGGAGGACCCAAGAAGUGUCGGACUUCCUAGCACCCCUGCCAACUUCUUCCAGACUCCACACAUACGUGAAGGCUGAAGAAGACCCAAUGGAGGACCCGUACGAGUUGAAGCUGCUCAAGCAUCAGAUCAAGCAGGAAUUCCGCAGGGGAGCGGAGAGCUUGGACCACCUUGCCGGCAUCUCGCAGUACUACCACGCAGAUACCAGCUAUAGACAUUUCCCCAAAUCUGAAAAGUAUAGUAUAGGUAGGCUGACUCUGGAAAAGCAAGCUGCCAAGCAACUCCCAGCCGCAAUCCUGUAUCAGAAGCAGGCGAAGCACAAGAAGUCGCUAAUGGACCCCAAAAUAUCCAAAUUUUCACCCAUACAAGAGAGCCGAGACCUGGAGCCGGAUUACUCGAGCUAUAUGACUUCCAGUACAUCAUCCAUCGGAAGCCUCUCCUCUAGGGCGAGGCUUCUUCAGGAUGACAUCACUUUUGGCCUCAGGAAAAACAUCUCAGAGCAACAAAAGUUCGGAGCGGGCCUGGGCACCUUAGGAACAACAAUGCGGGCCGCGUUGCAGGAAGAGGCAGACAAACCGUACGCCAGUGGCAGCAGAUCCAGGCCUUCAUCCAGACCUUCCUCCGUCUAUGGGCUCGAUCUGUCACUCAAGAGAGAUCUGUCCAGUUCUUCUUUAAGACUGAAGGCCCAAGAGGCUGAGGCGCUCGAGGUCUCCCUCAGCCACGCGGCACCUUCUGGGCGCGCUAAGCCAACCAGCCUUCCCAUCAGCCAAAGCAGAGGAAGAAUCCCAAUCGUGGCCCAGAACUCUGAAGAAGAAAGCCCUCUGAGUCCCGUCGGGCAGCCGAUGGGGAUGGCCAGGGCUGCAGCCGGCCCACUGCCGCCCAUCUCUGCGGACACCAGGGACCAGUUUGGCUCAAGCCAUUCUCUGCCUGAAGUGCAGCAGCACAUGAGAGAAGAGUCACGCACAAGAGGCUACGAUCGGGAUAUUGCCUUCAUCAUGGACGACUUCCAACAUGCCAUGUCUGACAGCGAAGCCUAUCACCUACGUCGUGAAGAAACCGAUUGGUUUGACAAGCCCAGGGAGCCUCGCUUGGAGAACGGACAAGGUCUUGACCGAAAACUGCCAGAGAGACUGGUCCAUUCGAGACCACUCAGUCAACAUCAAGAACAAAUGAAUGGCAAACCUAUACAAUACAUCUUUCCUCAUGCAAGGAUAAAGCUACUGAGGGAACCAAAGGAUCACACCAUUUCAGGCAAUGGAUUAGGAAUCAGAAUUGUAGGUGGCAAAGAGAUUCCAGGAAAUAAUGGUGAAAUUGGAGCCUAUAUCGCCAAGAUCCUUCCUGGGAGCAAUGCAGAGCAGACAGGAAAACUCAUGGAAGGAAUGCAGGUGCUGGAAUGGAAUGGAAUUCCCCUAACAUCCAAAACCUAUGAAGAAGUCCAGUGCAUCAUUAAUCAGCAAAGCAGGGAAGCAGAAAUAUGUGUAAGACUGGAUCUCAACAUGCUGUCAGAUUCAGAGUAUCCCCAGAACCUGGAACUACAUGAAUCCCCUAAGGCUGGACUUCCUUUGAAGUCAAUGAAAGUUUCUCAUAAUGAAGACUUAUGUGAAGGUGCAAAAGGGAACAAAGUGGACAAAGCAAAAUCUCCAGGUGUGGACCCAAAACAGUUAGCAGCUGAACUCCAGAAGGUCUCUCUGCAGCAGUCGCCCCUGGUUGUGUCUUCAGCAGUUGAAAAGGGUUCUCAUGGACAUUCAGGACCUGCGUCGGCAGCAUCCAGUGCCGUCCCCAGUCCUGGCCAACCCGCAUCCCCCUCAGUGAGCAAAAAAAGACACAGCAGCAAGCCUGCUGAUGCAACAAAAUCCAUCACUCAUCCAAUUACUGGAGAAAUCCAGCUUCAAAUAAACUAUGACAAGCAUCUUGGAAAUCUUAUCAUACAUAUUCUUCAAGCAAGAAACCUUGUGCCCAGAGACAAUAAUGGUUAUUCUGACCCUUUUGUCAAGGUCUAUCUUCUUCCAGGGAGAGGCCAAGUUAUGGUUGUCCAGAAUGCAAGUGCUGAGUACAAAAGGAGGACAAAAUAUGUUCAGAAAAGCUUGAAUCCUGAAUGGAAUCAAACAGUAAUUUAUAAAAACAUCUCAAUGGAGCAGCUCAAGAAGAAAACUCUGGAAGUGACCAUAUGGGAUUAUGAUAGAUUCUCCUCCAAUGAUUUUCUUGGUGAGGUGUUGAUAGAACUGUCUAGUACUUCUCAUCUUGACAACAGCCCUCGAUGGUACAUUCUGAAAGAGCAGACUGAGAGUAUUGACCAUGGAAAAUCCCAUUCUAGUCAAAGCAGUCAGCAAUCACCAAAGACAUCUGUCAUCAAGAGUAGAAGCCAUGGAAUCUUUCCAGAUCCAUCCAAGGACAUGCAGGUACCGACCAUUGAGAAGUCCCACAGUAGUCCCGGCAGCUCCAAGUCCUCCUCAGAAGGCCAUCUCCGCUCUCAUGGACCAUCACGUAGUCAAAGCAAGACCAGCGUCACUCAGACCCACCUCGAAGAUGCUGGGGUAGCCAUCGCAGCCGCUGAAGCAGCGGUGCAACAACUCCGCCUGCAACCAACAGCACAUAAAAGCGGUCAGUCUAAUCAUGCCAGGAAGCAGCACAGACACAGCAUAGCAGGAUUCCUCCCAAUUCAAAGAACUCAGUCUGACAAUCUGCCUCCACCAGCCAGUGACAACAAAGACCCAAGCCAGCUAGCCCUCAGGAAAGUGAUGUCUGAUGGACCAGUCAAACCGGAAGGAGCCAGGCCCAUCAAUCACCGGCCUGCUGAGAGCUCCAUUUCCACUGGCUCAUCAGUCAGCAGCUUUGGCAGUGGAUAUAGUGUGGACAGUGAAGGAAGCAGCGGCACCGUGGGAGACACUAAUCACUUUCCAAUCCCAAGAAUAGGAAAGAUGAGCCAAAGUGGACAAGAGCCCGGGAAGCAGCCCGGAAUGGGACUAACCGAUGUAGAAGGCAAAACCCAGGUAAUGGGAGAAAUUAAGAUUGCUUUGAAGAAGGAAAUGAAGACAGAUGGAGAACAAUUAAUAGUUGAGAUACUCCAAUGCAGAAACAUCACAUACAAAUUUAAAUCUCCUGAUCAUUUACCAGAUUUGUAUGUGAAGCUUUAUGUGAUCAACAUCUCGACCCAGAAAAGAGUGAUUAAAAAGAAGACUAGGGUGUGUCGCCAUGACCGAGAGCCUUCCUUUAAUGAAACAUUUAGGUUCAGUUUGAGUCCUGCUGGUCAUUCUCUUCAGAUAUUGCUUGUCUCCAACGGAGGGAAGUUUAUGAAAAAGACUCUGAUUGGUGAAGCUUAUAUCUGGCUUGAUAAAUUGGAUUUGAGGAAAAGAAUUGUGAACUGGCACAAACUCUUGGUCAGUCCUACUCAAACACAUUGAAGGCAUGUGCCUGUUUAGGGCAAGGAAACUUAUCAGUCUGCUAUGGUUAGCACCCUAUCAAAACUUUACUUCGGUACUGUUGUGUUUAACUAGAAAAUAAAAUAGGAAAAGGGUGCAAUGGUGCAACACAGAAUACUUUUACAGCCUUAUCAAUUGUCGUUGCUGAAAAAUGCCCAAAGACCAGGCCUCAAACAUAAAGUUUGGGUGUUUCUGAGAUAAUGAUGUUCUGUGAAGUUGGAGUUUUUAUGGACCGCUAAGAAAAUAACUGUGAAGGAAAUAUUGAAUGUUUAAGGUAGGGAUAUUUGUACAAGUUUGUCUGCUACCUGGCAGCAGAGGUUCAGAGAAUAAUGGGAUUUUCAGUGCAAUACACAGAAGACGUUUUAUUCAAAAGCACUUGAGUAAAAGCAAAGACUGACUUUCCAAAUAUUUCUUAAGUGUAAAAAUUGUCCUUCUAUACCUUAAGCUCUGCAAUCAUUUACUGGUGAGAUGAUACUGGAGGAUUCACAUUACAGAAUCCCUGCUGAGUGGAAACAUAAAAGGAAAAAAAAGAAAAGGAAAGGAAAGUUAUCUUAGAGAUUGGGCUCCUAGGGAUUCCAUUUUGUUUCUGCAUGUAGCAAUGGGGCUAAAAAGCAUGGUUCUUCAAUCAGAGAAGACGAAAGCACAUUAAUGAAAUUCUACCCCAUAUAGGUUGAAAUAGUUUGUUCUGCAGCUAGGUCAGGGUGGAAAUGCAAUGGAAUGAGAUAAAAUAAAUGGCAUUUAUCUUGCAAAGGAAGCUAUGGUUUUUCAGACUAGGAUUAUUGCCUCAAAAGCUUUAGGAUUUACACUGCAUUGUAAAAUAUUUUUUUUUAAGACUUCAUCCAACCAUAUAGGAAAAUAACCUGUAGGUACUAGAAACCCUAUAUUUAAUGUGGUGUAUUCUAGGAAGCUUGACAGUAUCUUUGUGGAAUCUCAGACCAAUGAAACGUGACCCUCCUUCCUCUAAAACAACAACAACAAAAAUUAUCUUACCUAUAUAAUUUAUAUUCAUGGGUGUAUUUCAAGAGUUAUCAAAAUUCCCCUUCUGGUAAACGAUUGUAGAUAGUUCCCUUCAAAUGGAUGUUAGAAUAUAUCUGUGUUUUUAAAAUAGAAUUAAGUUUCCAGGCUAUAAACAUUGGAUUUGGUGGAAAAUCCUUUCUAGUUGAGUCUAGCCAAUCUCUAACUUCUUUCAUUAUCAGAUGAAAAAUAAAAUCACUCUGAUCAUGUUUAAAAUCAAUCAAAAUGAAAAUGGGGAUCAAUUUAAUUUUAAACUUUGAAGAUGCAAAAUAUCAUUCAUGUAAAGCUACAUGGGUUGAUUAUUGCUCUUGCUACAGGAUCAUUUGUUUUUAAUAUUUAGAAAGUACAAAUUGAUCAAGGACUGAGCUGCUCUGAAAGAGAUGCUUAAUUCAUCCUACAGAAGAUUUUUAAAAUAAUGCUUCCUCCUAGUUUCAUUAAGCAGAUCACAUCAUAUGUCCCAUAAUCCAGGCUGGUAUAUAUGAGGUAAAAUGCAUUCACAUCUCUUUCUAACAAAGGUAACUAUUAUCACAUAAGAAGACAAAGCUAAAAUCGUUUCAAGUGAGUUUUUUUCCAUUCUUUUUUUUUUUUUUGGUUUCUUUCACCCAUUUGAAGAGUGGGAAAUGGAAAAUACAAUCAGAUGGAUGAUAAGGGGAGCCACAAUUAAAGCAAUCCAGUCUUCAUUCACAGUAUUUAGCUUUUUUCCUCACUCCAUUUGUCCCCUUCAACCAGUGAAUUUAAGGGCUAACUAAGCACACAUCUUAUCACAACCCUGCAAGGCUUGUAACCAAUGAAAGAUUACAGGUCCAUUUGAGUAGAGUAUGAGUCACAGGGAAUACUGAAAUUUUGAAUCCGUGUGUUUUUCAUCGAAACCCAAGCACCCUAUAAAUUUAGCCUUUUGAAACUAGAGGUCCUAAGCAAAUGUAUAGCACCCAAGAUCAAUUGCCUGGACAUAUUACUUAUAAAGAACAUAUAUUAUUUAUUGAAAGAAAAAAACAUUUACUGCCACCUUCUUCCCCUAAUGAAACUCUAAGUAUCCACUGUUUGUUUUUUUCCAUAGUGGCAUAGAAAAAAGAAAAAUGUAACUUCCAAAGCCAUUUGUAAAAUGGGACUUAUGGAAAAAUCACCUGAAAUUUUGAUAUUGUUAAGAAUUUAUUUCUAAUAAGCAAGGCAUGGUGGCUGUUUCCAUGGAAAUCUUCAGCAGAUGCUAGCUCUUCCUAGAUCAGUUAUGAGGAAACUUGUCAUCCUUAUUUGCAAAAGUACAUUUGUCAACCUUCCUUCUGAUACAGAAUACUUCUGCUACUUUCCCUUAGAAGGCUCAGUCUUAGGACAAAGUUGAAACUAUUUGGCAUUAUACUCUGGCCCCAUGUUUUUUUUUUAAUUAAUUCCCAGGAGUGAUCAAACAUCUCACUUGAGGUGCAUUCUCCUGAGUAAGGUCAGAUGAUCACCAGAGAAUUGCCCUCCCACCUACUCUGCCCAUCAGUUAAAAAAAGUAUACCUGGGGCUGAGGCAUCAACACUAUGAAACUAGACAGAGUUUAACUUUAGUACAUGGCCUCUUAUAUGUCCACAUCAAUUCAGAGAUAAUAAGAUGGUUUUUAAGUCUGCCAAGUCUAUAUUUGACCAAACGUAUAGGGUGUGCUGAAAUUAUUCUAUGCAACAUGGAUUCACAUUUGAGUGCAUUUCUUUUAAAUGAUGCUAACAGCCCUUUUUAAACAACACAGUUUCACUUUCAACCAAAAAUAAGAUUCAGCAUUUUUACAUAUAUUUUUCAGAAUAUGUCUGUCUACAUUUUUUGGCAUCUGAUCUUAAUCUUGGGGCCGGAUUACAGGGAAAUGUCAACAGAACUUGUGAUUUCUGAAUUAUUUUAUAUUAGAUUGAUAUAUUCCAUCACUCCUUUCUGAAUGUGUAUGUUAUCCAUGUACAAUAGCAAAGGAAUUUUUCUUUUUUCCCCACAAGCCCACUGAGUUAACAGAGAUUGAAGUUGCCCCUUGGUUCAAGGCCUUGUGCAGUGGAAAUAAGGUGAAAUAAGUAGCAGUAAAAGCACAGUGUGAGUGUUUACACAUGACUGGGAUAUAUAACAUAGUUAAUCUUAUUCAUGUAGACAGCAGCAAGAAGUUGUUUUACCCUGGUUCUGCAAUAGGGUCAGGAGUUUCUAUGGUGAAUGUGAACUAGUUAUUUACAAUUACAGUUUAAAGGGAUAGUAUCCAAGGCAGAAUGAAGGGAUGAAAUCUGCUUCUUUAAUAUUACCCACAUUUUUUACAUUAAAUUAAUCUCAUUAAAUAAAGCCAUUCACAAUAUCAACUGUUAAUUUUGUGAAUUCACAUAUAUUAAAAAAAUUGUCAUCUUGUGGGGAGUACUGUAGCUGGUAACCAGCUGAUAUUGAUACUUAUACAGGGAUGUUGAUGGUGUGAUAAUGAAAUAAAUAAGCACCUAUUAUUAAAAAGCUAUUGUGCCCAAUUGAAUAGAAAUUAUUUGACCGCUGUUUAGUAUCAUGAAGAUAUCAUAAAGAUGUUUAUAGUAUUUUUUUACUUUAUUUAAAUCAUAAUUGACAAUAUUUUUAAGUACUUAUUUUCAUUGCUACAGUGUCUAAUAUCCCAAAUUCUGCCAACUUUAUCUAUAUCUGUAUAUACAUAUGUGUAUAGCAGAAUGAAUUGCAUCUGUGUUAAACAUAAAACUGAAAUGGAAAUGUGAGAAAGCUCAAUGAAAGUAUCCAGCUAAUAAGGCUGUUUAUUUCAAAUGACUAGAUGCCUUUAAUGGCUGAUUUGAACAAAUACGUAAAAUGGAUACUCUCUCUUUAAAUUAUAAGAGGCAUUUUGAUGUUUUGUGUAUGUUCUGUUUCAUUCUUUAAAAUAAAUGAGUUACUGGGGAUUAAAAAAAAUCAAUUAAAAAAAUCAUUAACUAAUAGUAGUGAUUUGAGAAAGCAGUUUCUUAAUUUGUUACCCUGUAAAUAGGUAUACAUUUUGUAAGACAGAUAAGUUUGAAUUAUUAAUUCCGUCUGGCAUUCCGCAUGUGAAUGUGAAUAUCAUUUUUGACUGUAUCUGUAUAUCUGUUCAGUGCCGUGCUCAGGUGUUCUACAAUGACCAAGUCAUGUGUGUGCUGUCAUCCUAUCUAAAAAGUGUACAGCAUACCUCAUGUUCAGAAAGAUUUCACUUCCCCAUACAAAAAAUUCAUUUUAAAAAAAGUAGUCCUUGGAGAAAAUGUCAUGUUUCUAAAUUGAAUGUCGCAUGCAGUGAUGGUAGUUUGUUAAUAUCUUUUUUGUAUUAUGAUUUUUAUUUUGCCUCCAAAUUAUCUCUGGAAGACAUAUUUAAAUAUUUGUUCUAAAACUUGUAUAAAUUGAAAUGAAAAUACACGAGAAUUGUAUAAAGAAAAUACUUGUAAAUCUGUCUCAGUUUUCAUUCUAUGUAAAAAUCCAUGUCAUGGUUUUGUGAUUGUAUACAAGAUGUAUCUUGAAACUUAUGCAAAUUGUGCUGUAAAAAGGCUGUUUACCCCAGUCUGACUAAUAAAUAUUGAAAAUUCCA